GCUAGCACCUAGUUAGGGCUAAAAAAAAGCUUUGAAAAAGCUACAUUGUCAAUCAAAAGAAGGGCUGUGAUGUAUUGGCCAAAUCUUUGGAGAAAAUGGGGUACAAUGCUUGCACCCUUCAUGGUGGUAAAGGUCAAGAGCAAUGUGAAUUUGCCCUCUCCAAUUUGAAAGCUGGUGCCAAGGACAUUUUGGUGGCCACAGAUGUAGCCGGUCGUGGUAUUGACAUUAAGGAUUUGUCCAUGGUGGUGAAUUACGAUAUGGCUAAAAACAUAGAAGAUUACAUCCAUCGCAUUGGUCGAACAGGACGAGCUGGGAAAAGUGGCAUCACUAUUUCUUUUGUUACCAAAGAGGACUCUGCUGUCUUCUAUGACCUUAAGCAAGCUAUCCUUGAGAGUCUGGUGUCUUCAUGCCCCCCAGAACUGGCCAACCAUCCAGAUGCCCAACACAAACCAAGAACCAUCCUCACUAAGAAGCGUCGGGAGGAGCCUAUCUUUGCCUGAGUGUGUAGUUAUCCUACAAAGAGCCCUCUCCCCCCACCCCACCCCCUUGUAUUAUAAUCAAGGGUCACUAUUUGACCACCAUUU
This is a messenger RNA of Pantherophis guttatus, 584 nucleotides long. The record is from RefSeq and is a predicted model, not a curated record. NCBI's taxonomy places the organism in Eukaryota, Metazoa, Chordata, Lepidosauria, Squamata, Colubridae.